Messenger RNA from Notolabrus celidotus (New Zealand spotty), 1472 nucleotides. RefSeq names its product fructose-1,6-bisphosphatase 2 (gene fbp2). Gene Ontology annotation, biological process: fructose metabolic process; gluconeogenesis; fructose 6-phosphate metabolic process. Gene Ontology annotation, molecular function: fructose 1,6-bisphosphate 1-phosphatase activity. Lineage: Eukaryota; Metazoa; Chordata; Actinopteri; Labriformes; Labridae. The record is from RefSeq and is a predicted model, not a curated record. The coding region runs from base 21 to 1034 and encodes 337 amino acids. The transcript is spliced from 7 exons. Gene Ontology annotation, cellular component: cytosol; cytoplasm.
AAGAAGAACCAGAAUCCAGCAUGUCGGACCAGUCGGCAUUUGACACGGACGUAUGGACCCUGACCAGGUUCGUUAUCGAGACUGGUCGCCAGGCCAAGGGGGCGACGGGGGAACUGACCCAGCUCAUCAAUGCCAUUCUGACCGCUAUCAAAGCCAUCUCCUCUGCUGUGAGGAAGGCAGGCCUGGCCCACCUGCAGGGUAUGGCCGGCUCAGUGAACGUGACGGGGGACGAUGUGAAGAAGCUGGACGUGCUGUCUAACGACCUGGUUAUCAACAUGCUGCAGGCCUCCUACGGCACCUGCUGCAUGGUGUCUGAGGAGAACAAGGAGCUCAUCAUCACGCCCAAAGACAAGAGGGGGAAGUACGUGGUGUGCUUCGACCCUCUGGACGGCUCCAGUAACAUCGACUGCUUGGCUUCAAUCGGCACCAUAUUUGCAAUCUACAAGCGAGUCACAGAAGAGGAGCCCACAGAGAAAGACGCCCUGCAGCCUGGAAGCAACAUGGUGUGUGCAGGUUACGCUCUAUAUGGCAGUGCCACCCUGGUCGCCCUGAGCACUGGCGCUGGCCUCAACUUCUUUAUGCUGGACCCUGCCAUCGGCGAGUUCAUCCUGAUAGAGAGGAAUGUAAGGAUCAAGCCAAAGGGAAAGAUCUACAGUCUAAACGAGGGAUACGCCAAAUACUUCCACCCCUCCAUCAACGAGUACCUCAAACAUAAGAAGUACCCCGAGGAUGGCAGCUCCCCCUACGGAGCUCGGUAUGUGGGCUCCAUGGUGUCAGAUAUUCACCGCACCAUCGCCUACGGAGGGAUCUUCAUGUACCCGGCCAAUGAGAAGAGCCCCAAGGGAAAGCUUCGUCUGCUGUACGAGUGCAACCCCAUCGCUUUCCUCAUCGAGCAGGCGGGAGGCCUCGCCACCACCGGCACCCAGAGGAUACUGGACGUUCAACCUGAGUCGCUCCACCAGCGGGUGCCCUUCGUGGUCGGCUCUCCUGACGACGUUAACGAGUAUCUGUCUUUCGUCCAGAAGUAUCAGUAGACUAAAGUUAAACAAGGACUCUCCUUAUAUUUACAUAAUGAAAGACUGGAGGGGUUUAUUAACAAACCAAGUCAACGGCAGGAAAUUAUUUUGCUCUCUCUUCUUAGCUUUUCUAAAAAAACAGUCCUGAGGCAUGUUCAUAAAAUUAAACAAACAUUUGAAUAAGAGUUGACUUCCCUGAAUCACAGCAUGGUUUGGAUAAUAUGACUGAAAAGAAGAAACAAGAAGAGGAAGAGUCCAGUUUUUUAUUCACCACAAGAUGUAUUUUUAUAUCCAGAACUUCCUGAAACAAUUUCAUUCAGCUAAUAAAAGAAAGUGGUUUCUCGUUGAACUACUUUUUCUCAUGUCUAUGUCCCCGUGCUCUGAAUUCAUUUGUUCUCCAUCAUUUCAUCCCUUCAUUUCUGUCCUAGAAACUGAAAUAAACCACAUGUCUUCUUA